AUGGGUUAUGCGACACUUGACACAGCAUUAUCUUUCUCUAGCGAUGACGAAUAUGAUAACAUAAAAAAUAUUCCUCCUUCAGGCUCAUCAAUUUUGAUUAAAGAUACAAUCGGAGCCGAAGGCGGAUUUUUAAUUCAUCACUUUUUGGUUAAUCAACUGAAAGCGGAAAAACAUGCGGUGUUGGUUAGUUUAGCGCAAACUAUGCAACAUUAUGCUACUAUUGGACGAAAGCUGGGUAUAAAUCUUCAAAUAGCCCAGCAGAAAGGCACAUUUUCAUAUAUCGAUGGAUUGACUCAUUUAUAUACAACCGCACCAUCAUCUUCUAAUGAUUCAACAAUAAACCCACCGUCUACUAUUUCGACUAAUUUAAGACAACAAUCACUAAUUUCAGAUGCUUUUCUAACAAACUGUGAUUCUUCCUCCUCUCUAUCGUCUCCAUCACUUUCACAUAUCUAUUCAACAAUAAAAUCCGUGAUUACCACGCGUCAUAAUAUUCCAGGUUCCCGACUGGCAUUGAUCAUUGAUGAUUUGUCAGCGUUACUAUAUGCUGGAUGUAAUGUAUGCAACUUGAUAGAGUUUUUUAAAGCUUGUCGGUUGCUAUGUCAGAAGCAAAAAGGAUCACUGAUAACUCUAAUUCACGCUGACGAAGCAAUGGAUGCGAUAAUUUCCUCAGCAGACGAAGAAAAUGCCCGACAAGAGGACCUGUUUAUCAAGUCACUUCAAUAUCAAUCUGAAUAUAUUCUUGCAGUGCGGGGUUUAGGAUCUGGAUUUUCAAGGGAUGUUUCAGGGGAGAUUACAUUGGCAAGAGGGCCACAAAAUUAUGAUCUCGAGUACAGGCCGACCACAUUACAAUACAAAAUUCUCGAUAAUAAUGUUCAAUUUUUUGCAAGAGGGUUUUCUCAGGGUGUUUUAUGA
Molecule: messenger RNA, 915 nt
Organism: Ambispora gerdemannii
Lineage: Eukaryota; Fungi; Glomeromycota; Glomeromycetes; Archaeosporales; Ambisporaceae
Source: the annotation of a GenBank genome assembly